AUGAAUCAGCGGCUGCAUCAACUUUCAGCCUCAUCAGCACUUAAGGAAAGGGAAGUACAAGAACUCAGGAAAAUCAUUGACAGAUUUAGAUGUCAGGCUCUACAGAAUGACUGGCCUCCUACUAUGGAGAAUGGAAAAAAUGGGAGGAACGGGAGAAAGCUUUCACAGUCUCAAGAGUUUGUUAAACCUCACCAUAUACUUGAUUCAGAAAUACUACAACAAGCAGGCAGUCUUUCCAGCCUUGUGAACGGUCCCAAUAUGAUUACUGGUGGUACCAGUGGGACGUAUGGAGAGGUAGGCCGGUACCUUCUCGACUCCUCUGGUCAUGGUUACAUGUUACCCAGUUACAUGCCUAUUCGCGACUCCUUGGAUCGAACCAAUAAGAAGACAGGCUGGUUGCGUUCCUCUAUCAAUCGUGCUUUUCGACGCAGUAAAAGUCGUGAUCCUCCUGAUCGUAUUAAAGUGACAUCCACCUCAUCGCAGGAUACUAACUUCCCCAGUCCGAGCAGGUAG
This is a messenger RNA of Hydatigera taeniaeformis, 513 nucleotides long. Lineage: Eukaryota; Metazoa; Platyhelminthes; Cestoda; Cyclophyllidea; Taeniidae. The record is from the annotation of a GenBank genome assembly.